AAGAGGUUUUCUGAAAAACUUAAUAAGGCAUAACAAUUCAGCCGCAGCCUUCAACAUUCAACUACGGACAAGAAGAUGAAUUCUAUCAGAAAAGAAGUAUCAAUUCCUCAUGAAAUAAUCUUUGAAAUAUUUUCAUGGCUUCCUGCUAAGUCCUUAAUGCGUUUCAAGUGCGUUUCCGGAUUUUGUAAUUCUCUUGUUUCGAGAUCAGAUUUUACCGAUAUCCAUAGAUGUCGCUCUAGGACUCGUCCUGGUGGAACAAAAUUCUUUCUCCAUGAAGACAGAGCUUUUUACACGGCUGAGCAAAAGGAAGAUGGAAAAGACUUUGCCGCUCUUCUUCAAAUUGUUAGUUUUGAUGAAAUCUACCCUGCAUAUUCUCGUUUGGAUUGCGUUAACGGUUUAUUUUGCAUUUGGGUACCAGCAUCUGUAGAGCCUGCUGCAAUUUUCAAUCCCAGUACAAGAGAAGUAAGAUUUCUUCCUAACCUAAAUAAAGAUAUUUGUUGGCGUACAAAGUUCUUUUGUCAAGAGAACUACUCAUUAGGUUUUGAAUCCGGAGAAAAAAAGUACAAAGUUCUUUUGUCAACAAAGCAUGCUCAGUAUAGAAAAAACUGGGUUUUAACUUUAGGCAUAGAUGAAUCAUGGAGAGAGACUCAAAGCAUUUCCCCUGACAUUGUCCAUAUAAUGCCCGGUAUUUGCAUUAAUGGGGUUAUCUAUCAAUUUGUCUAUUGGUCUACUAAUGCUAACACACCUGCAAUAGCUGGAUUUGAUAUCAAAUCUGAAAAAUUCAAUAUUAUUGCAUUGUGGAAUGCAUCUUAUCACAUGGUAGUUGAUUACAAGCUGAUAGAAGUGAAGGGUAAAUUAGCGGUCACAAAUUGUGAAAAUCUAUUAAGUGGAUAUAUCCAUUUGUGGAUUUUAGAAAUAGAAGAUCAGUGGAAGAGUUAUAUUAUUCGCACAAUAUGGAACGGCAUAUAUUCCAGAAUACGAUCCCAUCUUCAAAUCACAUCAUUAUGCAAAUCAAGGAAUGGGGAUAUUCUCUUCAUUGUGAACUUAAAGUCAGGUACUUUAUGUUUGUGUUAUGAUGUCACGAGACAGAGUUGGAGCAAAUUAGAAAUCACGGGGCUUCCUAAAGAGAGCUUCAUCAAAGGCAUUGGUAGUUAUGUCGAAAGACUAGUUAUGUAGAAAUUAAGUCUCUUUCCAUUUGAUAAAUUUGCAAUACUUAUUUCCAAGUUUGACUUCUUCUUCUUUUUUUUUUUUUAGCAGUUAAAAUAACAUGCCGAUAAGAUCCAAGUUUAAAAUUAUGUUCUUCUCCGUUGUUCUGU
This is a messenger RNA of Lycium ferocissimum, 1316 nucleotides long. Its product is annotated as putative F-box protein At1g32420. The coding region runs from base 76 to 1176 and encodes 366 amino acids. NCBI's taxonomy places the organism in Eukaryota, Viridiplantae, Streptophyta, Magnoliopsida, Solanales, Solanaceae. The transcript has a single exon. Gene Ontology annotation, molecular function: protein binding. The record is from RefSeq and is a predicted model, not a curated record.